Messenger RNA from Oppiella nova, 924 nucleotides. The record is from the annotation of a GenBank genome assembly. NCBI's taxonomy places the organism in Eukaryota, Metazoa, Arthropoda, Arachnida, Sarcoptiformes, Oppiidae.
AUGCGUGAUGAGGGUGUGGUACAAGGCAAUGAACCAUUUACCAACUUAUUGACUCAAGCGGAUACCUUCUAUCGUGAAGCGGAAAGUGGCAAAAAAACUUGGUUUAAUCCUGCGGAUAUUGAGUUAGAAAAAGACGAGAAAGGUCGUGUACUUUCUGCUAAAUAUUCAGGUGACGGUCAAGACGUUGUGGUUGGUGGUCAAGAGAAAAUGUCGAAAUCGAAAAAUAACGGUAUCGACCCACAAGCGAUUAUUGACCAGUACGGCGCGGAUACCGCACGUGUAUUUAUGAUGUUUGCUGCACCACCAGAUCAAUCUUUAGAAUGGUCUGAUGCGGGCGUUGAAGGUGCAAAUCGUUUCUUAAAACGUGUAUGGCGUUUGGCAGCAGGUUUCCUUGAAAAAGGCAACCAUGCAACAGCAAUUGAUGCUUCGAAACUUUCCACUGAAGCACAAGACCUGCGUCGUAAAACUCAUGAAACGAUUCAAAAAGUGGGUGAUGACAUCGAACGUCGUCAUGCAUUCAAUACCGCGAUUGCAGCUUUGAUGGAAUUGCUCAAUGCCAGCAAUAAGUUUGAAGCAAAAGAUGACAACGAUGUUGCUGUAGCACGUGAAGCAAUUACCACUUUACUGACUUUACUUGCACCAUUUGCACCACACUUAAGUCAGACCUUAUUGACUGAGUUUGAUAUCGAUUUAACUUCGGUACUGUUCCCUACGGUUGAUGAGUCUGCAUUAACACGUAAUACACAAACCAUCGUAGUUCAAGUCAAUGGUAAGCUUCGUGGCAAGUUAGAAGUCUCUGUCGAUGCAUCGAAAGAUGAAUUAUUGGCAUUGGCUAAAGCGUUACCUGAGGUUCAGCAAUUCUUAACAGGUCCAACCAAGAAAGAAAUUGUGGUUCCAAAUAAGCUUGUGAAUUUGGUGGUUUAA